AUGGGAGAUGGAGGAGCCCUCCAUACGGAGGGGAACGCCCUCCUCAAAGCCGUCUUCCAGGGCAAGCUGCGACUGACCCGGCUCCUUCUGGAAGGGGGCGCCUACAUCAACGAAGGCAACGAGCGGGGCGAGACCCCCAUCUCUGCUGCCUGCCUGGCUGGUUACGAGGACCCCCAGACCCGCCAGAGGAUGGUGCGCUACCUCCUGGAGAAAGGAGCCGAUCCCAACAUCCCAGACAAGUCUGGGCGGACCGCCCUGAUGCAUGCCUGUGUCGAGCAGGCGGGCAAAGAGGUGGUGUCCCUGCUCCUAGAGAAUGGAGCUGACCCCAGCCUCAAGGACUACACAGGCUCCUCUGCCCUGGUCCAUGCCAUCAACAGAGGUGACCGAGACACCCUCCAGGUCCUGCUGGAUGCCUGCAAGGCCAAGGGCAAGGAGGUGAUCAUCAUCACCACCGACACGUCACCCUCUGGCACCAAGAAGACCAAGCAGUACCUCAACUCCCCCCCAUCACCAGGGGUGGUGGACAAGCUCUUGCCCGUGGCCUGCAUGUCGCCCUCAGAGGUGACGAUCCGGACCUCCAAUUCCCCAGCAGCAGAGAAGGCUGAGGAGGAGGACAGUAUCUUCAGCUUUGCGCUGACAUCAGCAUUACCCCUACCCUCCACUAGAACACUAGGGGAGAAAAGGCUGCCUCCCCGCAAGCUCCUGAAGAGGCUCAACUCGGAGCCUUGGGGGCUGGUAGCACCCUCAGUGCUCAGCAGGGUCCCACAGGAGGGGGUUGAUGGUGGACUGGAGGAGGAAGGUGGGGGUAGGAUCAUCACUGAGAUGAAUGGUCUGUCAAUCUCGGGUCCUGGUAGGCCUCUCCUGUCUCGUCGGCACAGCAUUGAAACACACGACCCCUGCUCGCCCAAACUCAUUGACCGAUCCUGCUCAGAGGACUGCGCAGCCCUUUGUAGCUCCUCCUGGGCCGACAAGGUCCAACAACACCAGAUCCUGUACCGCAGGAACACCGCGCCGGAGUCUCAGGAAAAUACAGGCGGACCAGGGGCGGUGGCUUCACGCGCCCUGGCUUACCCCAAACUUACCCGUAUGGAGCACUAUGAGUCAGACACACACCUGUGUCCUGAGUCCAUCCCUGGAUCUCCAGACUCGGGGCGCGUGUCGGUGGAGCGGAGGAAGUACAACGCCUCGCCCCUCUCUCUGCUCACCACCUCCUCCCGGGAGUCCCUUGAGAGCAUCCCCAAUUCUGUGUCCCCCAUCACCAUGCGCAGACGGCCCCCCGGCCUCCUGGAGCGCAGAGGCUCAGGCACCCUCCUCCUGGACCACAUCUCCCACACUCGCCCCGGGUUCUUGCCCCCACUCAAUGUCAACCCCCACCGGCCCAUCCCAGACAUCCGGGCCAAUGGCAAGCCGACUUCCCCCGUCCACUCUGGUCCCAAGAUCCUGUUUCCAGUUGCCCCUGCCUCACCCAAGAGAGGCCCAGACUUCAAGAUGAAGAAGAAACUGAUGAGGAGGCACUCCAUGCAGACGGAACAGAUGAAGCAGCUCUCCACCUUCCAGGAGAUCCUGACAGAGAAGGUCAUUGAGUCCAAUGGGGACUGA
Molecule: messenger RNA, 1599 nt
Organism: Coregonus sp. 'balchen'
Lineage: Eukaryota; Metazoa; Chordata; Actinopteri; Salmoniformes; Salmonidae
Source: the annotation of a GenBank genome assembly